GCAGACUAGAAGAACCGAGCGUGCGUGCGCCUGCUGUGCGUGUUUUUUUUCUCUCGCGGGCUUUUCUGUUUGCGGCGCAACGCGGUUUGUUUCUCCUGACGACAGGAGCCUGCACACGUGUUCCCGAUUCCGUGUUCCUUCGCGUCAUUUAUUUUGUUGUUCGUGCUGUGAUCGAAAUCGUGGAAGUGCUUGAGUGGUGUUGAGGGGAGUGUUGGAAAGGUGAUACACAAACCGACGCCCCUUGCGGCGGUGUGCGAUCUUCGACGGUGUACCGUAGUCUUUCCCGGAGAACGACAUCGACGUCCCGUGGAUUUUAUACGACGAAAGUAAUGCCCAACGCGACGUAAAAGGUGGAAAACAAAGAUGACGUAUCGCCCACCGUGUUCAUCGACAACGCGCUUGGACCUCACCUCAACCGAGCUUGAGCUCCCGGAAUCCCGGCGCCAGGGCUGCGCCAGGCUAGGAUUCUGAUCGAACAUUUUGACGGCACACUACGCCAUAUCCCAGGGAUGGACGGAGAUCUGUCUGAUGAAUCCGAGAAUCUUGGCAACUUUCGCCGAUGGCGACCCUGCAAGAAGCGCCGGCGUAACUGCGGCCUGUCGCGGCCUGUGGCCUCUAGCAGCGGUGCUGGCACGGUCAUGAAGGCGGUCGCCAUGGAGACCGUUGAUGACACCGUGACCACGGAAGAUCAGCUGGUGCCGCUGCAGGUCUUUGUGCCGGACCUUGUCAUACAGAAAUGUUUCCACGUGCAGAAGGAUGAGCUGAUAUGGGACAUCAAGCAGCAUAUCAUCUCUUCGCUGCCUAAGGAGGUGAAGGAAGGAUUCAACUACGGUCUCUAUUGCCCUCCGGUGAACGGCAAAGCCGGCAAGUUUUUGGACGAAGAGCGGCCCAUCGCUGACUACCCUCUCUCAGACGCUGUUGCGUACCUUGAGUUACGCUACAAGCGGCGAGUCUACAAGAUGAUCAACGUGGAAGAGAAGCAAAUCAAGCAGCUGCACACGCGGGCCAAUUUGCGUCGGAUGCUGGAUCACGUGACCAACUCCAACGUCGACAAGAUCAGCAAGCUCUGCACUCGGGGCCUGGACCCGAACUUCCACUGCCCCGACACGGGAGAGACCCCGCUGACGCUGGCCGCGGGCCUGAAGAGUCCCAGCAAGGUGAUCAUCGCGCUCGUGAAUGGCGGGGCUUUACUAGACUACCGCACCAAGGACGGCAGGACAGCCCUGCAUCGUGCCGUCGAGAAGAACAACCUGGAGGCGCUCAAGACUCUCUUGGACCUGGGCGCGUCGCCCAACUACAAGGACGCCCGGGGAUUGACGCCGCUCUACUACACGGUGCUGUGGAACGCCGACCCGCAGCUCGCCGAGACGCUGCUGCACGACCACGCUAUGCUGGGGGUCGCCGAUCCGCAGGGCUGGCAAGAGGUGCACCAGGCGUGCAAGCACGGUCUGGUCCAGCACCUGGAGCAGCUUCUGUUCUACGGGGCGGACAUGAAUGCGCGCAACGCGAGCGGCAACACACCGCUGCACGUGUGCGCCGUCAACGACCGGGAGAGCUGCGCAAGGGUGCUGCUGUUCCGGGGGGCCGACCCGGCCGCCCUCAACUUCGCCAACCAGAACCCUUACCAGGUCGCCGUCAUCGCCGGUAACCUCGGCCUCGCCGAUGUCAUCAAGAAUCACAAGCCCGAAGACGUUGUGCCGUACCGCGAACCACCGACGUACAACCCUCGCCGGAGAGCCAGCAGCGCCGCCCUGAGUCGCACGCACAGCGACCCGAGGCUGGAGCUUGUGGUGCUGGGCGCCAAGCCACCGUCGCCGUGCCCGUCCAAUCGGUCGCUGCCCCCGUUCUCAUCGGCCGCGUCCACUGCGUCAGAGGCCUCGUCCAUGGCCUCGUCUUCGCACGCGAACGACUCCGAGGGCAGCUCGGGCACGGCGGCCUCCUCGGCCACCGACAAGAGUGCCACAAGUGAAUCAUCGGGUGUCUGUACGAGCAACAGCGCGCACAGCUGUGACUCCAGCACGGACAGUUCGGACACGCCCGACGUGAUUACGGCCGGAACGACGUGCGUCUGCGUCACAGAGUACCAGAGUCCACUCCAGGGCCACCUCUCCCUUAACUGCGGUGACAUUGUUCAAGUCACCGAGGUGAGUGACACGGGCAUGCUAGAAGGUCGGACGCGGGACGGCCGUCAAGGGAUGUUCCCCAGCGCCGCCGUGCAGGAGGUCAAGAUGAGGGGCAGUUCUUCGUCUCAGGGUCGGGUCAGAGGCCGCCGAGAGAUGCAGUCCACGUCCGGAGCUGCGACACUGCCACGGCGCUGGAGAAUGUAUGGAGAGCCACGAACAGUCGUAUUGCAAAGGAGCAAGAAGGGCUUCGGGUUUGUCCUCAGAGGAGCCAAAGCCACGAGUCCGCUGAUGGAGCAACGGCUGCCCACGGAAAACUGGCCGAGCUUACAGUAUUUGGAUGACGUGGACGUAGGUGGAGUCGCGGACCUUGCCGGCCUCAAGAGAGGGGACUUCUUGCUCGAGAUCAAUGGACAGGACGUCUCGCAAGCGACCCACGAGUGCGUGGUCAACAUUAUCCUGCAGCAGGGUGACCUGAUUGCCAUGACGGUGCUCACUGUUGCUGGCCCCGUUCCUCCAGGACUAGCGUUCUCCCAGGGAGGCUCUUCGUCCUCCGCACCUUCGUCCGCACCGGGCUCGGAGGCCGGCAGCGUGCCUGCGGCAGGCAGCAGCGUGACGCCCCCGAUGCUGCAGGCCAACGGCGCCAUUGCCGGCGCCUACCGGCAAUGCGCCACGUUACCGCGCAAGCUGUCAGCCAAAAAGGCCCCAGCCCCUCCCAAGAGGGACCCCAAGACGACACUCUCCGUGGGAAGGGCUAGGGCGAAGUCCAUGGUCGCAGGGCUCACUGACAUCGAAGUCCUGGACCGGACGCUGAACGAGUACGACUCAGAAGGCCGCUCUACCAAGAGUAGUUCAAUCGAAAGCAUCCCGAAACAGAACGGCACUUCUCCGACUGCGACGGCAGCAGCGACGGCGGGCACCGAAGGAACCAAAACGGCCUCGAUCCGCAGCCGACCCGUCCGCAUGACGGCCGCCGAACUCGAAGAGUUCCUCACGCGCCAGAGCGCCGAGCGCAAGCCGCGCGUGUUCGGCAGCGUCGCCGCGAUGAAGCGGGCCGCCCGCGGAGCGGGCCCUACCAUCCUCAAGGACUUCAACAGUGAACCCGAACUUAACGCAGCUGAGACGGACCUGGCCCGGCGAAGGAGCAGGAGUCAGGAAAACCUGGCCAUCUACGGGGAGUCCUGGAAGAAAAUGGAGGAGAUAUGGAAGAAGCCAACGACACGUAUAUACGCUGAGACAACGGCGAUGGCCGCUGCAAAGCAGCCGCUGCCAGCGCCCACUAGUCAGAGCUCGCGGAAACCACCGCCGAGUCACCCUCCUCCGCCGCCGCCAGUGGGCCAGGUGCUCAAAGUCGACGUGUCGAACGCGAUGGGCGAUUACGCCAACGUGGACGGUAUUCCGGACUCUAAGGUUAUGUCUAGCUUCAGGCCGGGAGACAGUGCCAAGCUGUACGCAUCUCCUGAGUCCCUGACGCACGUAGCCUACAAGACGAGCGCCGAGGCCCGCAGUGCAGGGCGUCCCGGCAGAACACCGGCACCACCGGGGUCCGGAACCCGCUCCCAGUCGCUACCGCCCCGGAUCCAGAACAGAGAAGCGUCGGAGACGCGCGAAACUGUAGUCUACUCCACGUUCAGAGUCGUACAGCCCACACCAGAGACGGGGACUGCGAGGGCAGCAGCCAAGGGCAAGAAAGUCAGAGGCCCCGCGUCCGUUCAAGAGGAACCGCCACCGCCUCCUGAGAAACCGCCGUACAUUCCCGAGCCCGACUACGACAGCACGGACGAAGAAGACGAGCAGAUCACCAGGAAGCUUAAGUCGGGAGACAUGGGUACGUUCAAGGCAUCGUCCGGAGGCUCAAGACGGGACGAGGCGCCACCGCCGCCUGAGAGAGCUCCUACGACGACCACUACUAUGACGACUGCAGUGCGUCACGAUUCAGAUCCGAAAGUGAUCGCAACCAAGAGUCACACGCUUGAGCCCCGCUCAUCCAGGGCCCAGGAAACGAUCAUUCACAUCAAGAGGGACCCACUCGAGUCCGAAAAGUUGGUUCUCGAGGUCUCCGCCGGCUCCGUGCGCGACAACAUCAGCGCAUUCGAGAAACGGAGCGCCGGCAGCAACACAGCGCCGAGGCCCACGAAGCACGCUGGGUCCAGGGACCACCAUCACCACCUUCAUGAUGAGCCGGAGAACAGUUCCAGCGGCGUGUCGUCAGAUGUCGAGGUGGAAAGACAGGAGCUGCGGUCGUACGAUCAGGCAGCCCUGUCGAAGCGACUCAGCGCAUACUACCUCCAACGACGGCAGUCCGCCGAGAACCUGGUCCCGAUAACGACAACCGCCGCAACCGCUGCGCCUGUGGUUCCGAACCUCGACACGCACCUGAACCAGAGGAACAUGAUUGGGAGGCAGCAGUCCAUGGCUGCAGUGGCGUCUUCUAUAGCGUCCAGCAACCAGGCCAUGAGAAGACCGCAGGCUGCCGACAACAAAGCAGUUUUAGGUGGCAUUCCCAAGAAGACGCUCAAGAUUCGGCUGGACCAGAAGGUUCACGCGACGAGGAAGACAGAAGGAGCACCGCGUGCGACUGACACAGCCACAGACGGCUCGAGCCUCAAACGCAGCAUCGACGAGAGCCUGGACUUUAUCAGGCUUCAAAUCGACUCGCUGGGUCUCUCAUCCGUCAACGAGGCGGACAUGCUCACAGAACUGGUUCCUCCGCCACCCGAGUUCUCGCACGGAGUGCGACCUCAACAGGCUGAGCCCAUCGCGCCGCCGCCGCCCGAGUUUUCCGACGAGUACCACCGCCGCUUCGACCACCACCACCAACAGGUGCCACCGCACCACCACCAGCCGCAGCAGCUACCGCAGCACCAGCCGCAGUCGCAGCAGCUGGCUCGCCACCAGGCCGCGCUGUACCACCAGCUGAACCAGCCGCAACAGCAGCAGCACCUGCCGGCAGCGUACUGCCGCUACAACGGCUCUCCGCAGCACCACCAUUCAGCCACGCUGCGGCCCACCAGUUCAGCGCAUCAUCAGCCGCGACCCACGGUGCACGAUGUCUACCGUCCCGGCUACGGGACCCUGGGCCGGCGCACGGAUCCUCAGGUACUCGUCGUCCCCAUCGAGCGGCAAGCGGGAGACUUGGCCCGUUUGAAGUCGGUCCAGCGGGAAUUCAGGCAGAAGCCCCUGGUCGAGUGGAGUGCCCGCGACGUGAGUGAUUGGCUGGAGUCCCUCUUCCUCCAGGAGUACAGGCCGCGAUUCGUCGAAGCCGGCAUCACCGGAGUGAAGCUGGCUAACAUGGACUCCAACGACUUUAUGGGGCUUGGGGUGAAACAGGUUGGCCACAGGGUCAACAUGGAGCGCUCGCUGAGGCGCUACAUGAAGUAGGCAUUCCUUCGUACCUGUCGAACACAAUUAGCUUGCCGGAAUGGCUCGUAGAUAACUUCAGGGUUGGAGCCGUUUGGUUUGUCAUUCGACUACGUUUUGGGUGUCAUGCGAAGUACAAGGAUCAGAUAAGUGGAUGGAAAGAGCACACUGUCAAGGGUUUCCAUAAUCAGCUUUUGAUCAGCUCUGUGGGGUGUGAUUUUAUGAUAGGUAAAUUGGGCAAGGUCACAUGAAUAGGUGCUCAUAAACUUUUAUUUUCCUUUACAAGACUUACCCAGCAUUCUCAAAGUCCUUGGUUUCAGACCGAGUGAUUGAAUUAGAAGGUCGUUACGAAGUAGUGGUGUUGUAUCAACGCCACCGUACAUGCUGUCACAUUGGCAUUGCAUCCUUGUACUUCGCCAGCACUCUGUAUAGGGAAUUGAUUGCUUUUUAACCCAUUAACAUCGCCACGCAGGAAUGGCUUAUUGUGUUACAAACACCGCAAGCUGAAUCAUACCCGCAGAGGGUGUUGCUGGGGUGGCAACUACAAACGUUCAGCGGUGCUUAGAUGUGCCGAACUAGAAUUUGCUCUUUGAGGGCUUAUGAAAGCGUUCCCUGCCAAUGACGCGACUCAAGCGACUAAUUUAUUUUCCCCUGUGGGCUUGUACAGUUGCCUGCAAUACAAAGCGGAACGGAUAGGGCACAGCACUCCGAACUCCGCAGAGUGCUUUCCUUUGAUGCGUCUGGUUGCAAGCACAUUUCCCCUUCAAUUCAGUGAUGAUGGAAGAGCAAGUUCAAUACCUGCCCUUGUUCCUAUUUAUAUUGCGGCCAACUGAAUGCGAGGUAGUAGUCCGUAUACCUGGCACCAGUGCCGUAGUUUUGUAAAUAUGAUGUAAGCUUUAUCAUAAUAUUUGCUUCUGUCUGGCGUUGCUGAAUGACUUUCGUUUCGCUUACAUGUAAAAUGAGUUUCUUUGUGGUGUGCCAAUCUGUUUCACGAUUUUAUCUUGGAGUAAUUUAUCUCUAAUAUAUUACCUUUAUUGUUCCUGUGUAACAAAGUGUGAUAUAGUGUCCGAAGUUGUUGCCAUGUCGUACCCGUGCGGUGAUAGUCGCAACGAUGUCAAUAUAAUAAGUACAAUUGACCAGACUUUAGUUUCGUUACUACGUAAGGAUAUACCGUAGUAAACAUGAAAUGCCAAAAAA
This is a messenger RNA of Rhipicephalus microplus (southern cattle tick), 6677 nucleotides long. RefSeq names its product SH3 and multiple ankyrin repeat domains prosap (gene Prosap). The record is from RefSeq and is a predicted model, not a curated record. Gene Ontology annotation, molecular function: ionotropic glutamate receptor binding; synaptic receptor adaptor activity. Gene Ontology annotation, cellular component: postsynaptic membrane; dendritic spine; postsynaptic density. NCBI's taxonomy places the organism in Eukaryota, Metazoa, Arthropoda, Arachnida, Ixodida, Ixodidae.